AUGAUACCACGAACGACGGCAUUCCUAUUACGGAUGGAUAAUGAAUUUCUACAGAAACUUUUGCAGAGCAGAAGAUAUUGUUGGUGUCACAAUUUACUCGAGAGAUAA
Brugia malayi is the source of this 108-nucleotide messenger RNA. RefSeq lists its product as uncharacterized. Lineage: Eukaryota; Metazoa; Nematoda; Chromadorea; Rhabditida; Onchocercidae. The coding region runs from base 1 to 108 and encodes 35 amino acids. The transcript has 2 exons. The record is from RefSeq and is a predicted model, not a curated record.